Messenger RNA from Lutzomyia longipalpis, 4144 nucleotides. RefSeq names its product leucine-rich repeat flightless-interacting protein 2. NCBI's taxonomy places the organism in Eukaryota, Metazoa, Arthropoda, Insecta, Diptera, Psychodidae. The record is from RefSeq and is a predicted model, not a curated record. Gene Ontology annotation, biological process: regulation of DNA-templated transcription. The transcript has 6 exons. Bases 2718 to 4052 code for a protein of 444 amino acids.
CCGGAAUACCUUCGUUCAAGAAGCACGUUUGUGUGUCUUUUCUAUUUGAUUUUUCUUUUCAUUCAGCGAUAAGGAAUUUUUCUUGUCAAUAGUAAAGAAGAAAAUUUUAUAUUUAAUUUAUUUCUUUUCUGUAUCAAACAAAAUGAAUUAACAAUUCAAUUUUUAACGAGAUUUAAGUGAUUCUGGACAUGAGACAAAAUUGGGCGUGAUAUCAUCUUUGGAUAAAUUCUUUGAAUUUUGUGAAUCAACAUGUGAAUGAUUUUUUACACAUAACACGAAAAAAAAAUUGAGAAUCCACAGCGACACUCACUUCUCCAGCCACUUGUAUGCUUGUUUCGCAUAAAAUUAGCAUAUAAAGAGUUGUAGAUUUAUUGCUGCAGUGCGUUCCCUUGAUAAGAAAACUCUUAUUAGUUAUCUCACAGCAGUGAACUUGUGCGUGUAAAUGGAAUGUGGAUUAGCUUUUGUGCUGCUCUAGCUAACUUUUUUACUUAGCGAGUGUUAGUUCAAAUUAGAAUUAUAAAUAUUGUGCAAAGCUGUAUUUGUGAUACGUAACUUUUUGAAGGAAAAUUCCCUGGCUAAUGGAUAAAUUUUCUUGCAAAAGAUUCCGAUGAAAAGUCUCAAAGCACAUGAAAGUGUUCUGUAUAUAAUAUUUUCUCUGUUUUCUCUCCACUCAAUUGCAUUUCAGCACAACUCUAAAUUAUUAAAUCAACUAUAAGAAUGUGUGAGAAUGAUAAAGUGAAGGAGACGAUCGUCUCACUCAAAUGCUCUUUUAAAAAUAUAUUCUUUUUCACACAAACGAAAAGAAGAAAAAAUGUGCUGCUUAUUGAGAAUGUAUUAAUAUCGAGCAACACUAGUUUGUUAAUUUUUGUGAAAGAGACACAAUUUUAUUCAUGAAAAUUAUUCUGUUAAAUAUUUAUUUCCUUCUGUGUUGAAAAGUCUUUAUUUUUUGAUAGAGAUUUUAAGAUUUAUAUCAGUUUUUUUUUUAAAUAUUAAAAUGCAGAAAAACCAGAAAAACCCUUAAAAGCAAGAAAAAGAUCCUUUCCCAAUAACUGCCAAGUUAUUUUGCUAAUGAUUGUAAAUGUUUGUACUAUUACGGAUUAUAUUUUAUUGUUAUGUACUUAUAUCGCUGCUAUAUGUUACCUACACUUGAAUUUUUUGAUAAUUCUUUGCGUAUUUAUUUGGAUUUGGAUAUUACAUAAAAUGUUAUCACAUUUUUGUACAAAUAUUCGCAUUUUUCUGUAGUAUCUUUCUUUGACUCACUUGAGAAAUGCAAACUAGUUCAUACAAUAUUAUUCGUAUUAAUGUUUAAGACGUUGCCACGUAUAGAAGUCGGAAAAAAUAGUAUUUUUAUCUACCGUAUCUACAUAUUAAAAUAUCUGAAGAAUUUUAACUAGAUUAAUAAUUAGAAUCGAUGUAAAAAAAAUUGUUUUCUAAAGAAUGUGAGAGAGUAGGUAAACAAAGUGGCAGAAAUGUUUUCCUGGUUGUGGAAUUUGUGGUCUAAAGAUGAUGUAAGGUCAAUUUCUUACCUUAAGAAUAGAUUUUAAAAUUCUAAAAAAUCAAAUUUGUAUUCUUGGUGUUGUUUUAAUAAAAGAUAAUAAAACUGGGACGUGGCUAAAAAUCUGUUCAAAUGAGACUUUUUUGAAAAUAUGUUGUUAUAAUUAAAAAAAACUCUAAAAGUAAAAUGUAAAAGAAUCAUUUUGGAUUCAAGAUUUUUAAAGAAAUUACAAAACAUAUCAACGACUGUGAAUUAGUCGUUGUUGACAAUUAGUUUUUAACGUUUGACAUUUCCUUUUGACAUUUGGAACGUUUAACGCUUCAAUUCAAACGUUUGACACUUCGAUUCUGACAUUUGUUUCUCCUUUUCGCGUAUUUGACAUAUCUUUUCUAACAUUUGACAUUUCUUGUGUAUUUGACGUUUCUUUUUGAAUUUUUUUUCGAACGUUAAAUUGACAUUACUUUUCUAAUGAUUGACGUUUCUUUCUAAAAUUAAUCGUUUGUUUCCUAGUGUUUGAUACUUCCUUCCCAUCGUUUGACAACUUUUGAUUUUUCUAACGUUCGGCAUUUUUUUCUAUGUCGUUUAAAAAUCUUUUAUCUGAUUUUUUUUAUAUUUAAAUACCCAAACACCCUCCCUGGCUACGUUACUGUCCAGGGGGCCAAGACGUAUUAAAAAUAAAGGUCAAUCGUUCCUCGAAAGCGAUUAUCAUCAAUCGUAAAAUAUGUACAAAUAUGAUGCAAAAAGCGUACGAUCUUUUAACUCAUUUAAUGUUUAUUUUACUGUAAUAAAUCAUUUACAAAUUUUAUCCACAAAAUUUAAAAGAAAAUAUCUCAUUAAAAAGAAUAAAAAAAUGCCCAUAAAAUGCAAAAUAAAAUUAUUUUAAACAUUCCCUCACUCCGAGAAGACAAACAGUCAAUAAAAAAUGAAUCACAAAACACUUUUUUUGAGGAAAUGUAAUGAUACUUUUUUUUUCCUCCAAAAGUGUAUGAAAUUCAUACGUGCAGAUACCAUUUUCAAUUUAAUACCUCCUUAUCUUAUCGAUUUCUAUUCCAUGCCAUAUUGGAGGGGUUUUUGUACGAAUGAUAAGGCAAAGCAGGGUAUUCUGGAAAGUUAUUUGUGAACACAGACACUUGAUUGUAUCACGUUAAAGGCAAAGAGUUGUUCCUUCUUAUUCAAAAGUGCAGCAGAGUGUGAUAAAAAGAAAAUCGAGGAAUGGUGAAAGAUGUUGAAGAUGUCAGAGGAGACAGAUACGUACAAUUUAGCUGAAUUUUUCAAUGAAGAAAACAAUGAUGUGACAUUACUAAAAGCCAAAGAUUCCAAUAUUGGAAAUGAUGAGACUGUGUGUGAUUUGACUGAGGAGGAGGAGGUUUUCCCAACGCCGAGUGAGCAAGAAGAUGGAAGUUUUACUCCUGAGUUGGAUGAUGAAGUUAUUUCGACAUUCCUGGAGCAUACAAAUAAUCUUGCUGAAGCACGUUUGGCCGCAAGACGUCAAGCACGUGCUGAAGCGAGGGAGAUUCGUAUGCGGGAACUUGAGCGACAGCAAAAGGAGCAAGAACAAAAUGCUGAUCGUGUGUAUGAUAUGCACAACAAUGCCAAUGCGGAUACAAUUGGAAGGAGUAGAAUUGCUAUAUCAUCCGUGUCCAAUUCAACUGGAUUGCGGAGUAGUAGCACAAUAUCCCGGAGAAGUAGUGAAGAUUCACUCGAAGAGGAAGGACGUAGUCUCAGGGAUGUUCGAUAUGAACUUAAGGAGAUGGAAGAUCGCUACCGAAAGGCCAUGGUCACAAAUGCACAGCUCGACAAUGAGAGAGCUUCACAGUCAUAUCAAAUACAAUUGCUAAAGGAUAAAUUGGAGGAAUUGGAGGAGAGUAAGGCCCAGUUAAAUAGAGAGCAUAAGGAUAAGUGUCGUGAAUUUGAGGCGCUCAAGCGGAAUAAUGAGAAACUUCAGGAGGAAUUUAAAUUGGUUCAGGGUCAACUUCAGGAGCGCGAUACACUAAUUGCACAGCAAGGAUUAGUUAUAGUUAUGGUGGAGAAUGAGGAUGGCACUGAUGCCAAACGGACUCUAGUCAGCGUAGAUAAUGCCCAGUUUUUGGAGUCUGUACAGGGCUCUUUAGAUGUGCGAUUGAGGAAGUUGAAGGAAGAGAAGAAUCAACUACAGGCAGAAUUGCAAAAGCUGCAGGAACAGAUGCUAGAAAUAAAGACACAAGGGCGACGAUCGGGGUCUCUCAAUGGGCCUUUUGGGGAUGAUAUUGAAGAUAUACAGCGAGAAGCAAAUAAACAAAUUGCUGAAUAUCGGUACAAACUCCAAAAAGCCGAAGCUGAAGUAGCAACACUACAGUCUACAUUGGCCAGGUCAGAAACACAAGUGAUUCGAUAUAAAAGUACAGCUGAAGCUGCUGAAAAAGCCGAAGCAGAGUUGAAGAUUGAGAGAAGAAAAUUGCAGAGAGAGAACCGGGAAGCAAUGGAGCGAUUAGAGGAGCUUGAAACGGAAAAUAAUCACUUGCUGAAGAGGAUGGAUAAGCUCAAGAAUGCUAAAAGUGCAUUAUUUAAGGACAUAUGAUAUCGAGAUAUUAAUAUUCUUAUCAUGUGGUCGGUUGUCAUGUCUUUUGUGUAAAAUUUGUGGUGAUGACGGUAUAUGAGUGUGUUUGAAAA